Ruditapes philippinarum (Manila clam) is the source of this 4497-nucleotide messenger RNA. RefSeq lists its product as uncharacterized. The record is from RefSeq and is a predicted model, not a curated record. The transcript has 4 exons. Bases 23 to 4138 code for a protein of 1371 amino acids. Lineage: Eukaryota; Metazoa; Mollusca; Bivalvia; Venerida; Veneridae.
UAGGGAUAUACGCAAUGAUAUCAUGCAUUCAAAGUCCUUCCAAGUGGAUCAAAGAUCUUUAUAUCAAUAUAUCGAUCAGAUGAUUUUGGUUCUUCAAGAUCCCAAGAUAUUAGUUACAGAUGUAGCUGCUCAAAAUGCCGUUUUAAAAUUGGAAAAGUUAAAGAGAGAUCAAAUAUACAUAAGCUUAGAAGAUGCUUAUGAAAUGCGAAGACAAGCUUUAAAAGCUGGCGAGGAUGGUUUAAAAAUGAUCGAAAAAACAAAAGACGAAGCCAUUCAACAAAUAGAAACGAAGAGAAAAGAAAUUCAUGAUAAUUUAGAUUCACACUUUGGACAGCGGCUACUGGAACAGAACAAGGAAAUCAAAGCUGUAACGAUAUGUAUGCAAACAGAGAAGAAUGAGUUCGAAAGUAGAUAUCAAACAGCUGUGAACGAAAUUGAAACAAAGGGAAGGCAGAUUACAGAUAACAUCGAUGCAUACUUUGAGAGUCGAGUGAAUGAGCAUGAAAACAAAGUCGAAGAUCAGUCUAAAGAAAUUUCUGAUGUUGAAACUCUGAAUUCUGGGCUGACAGAAGAUGAAAAAGAUCUCCAAAGAUAUUUACUAGAAUCUUAUAAAAAAGAAUAUAUUAAGAUACCAGUUUCUCCACUUUCUACAAAGAACAGAAAAAGCGUUGAGGAGCUUUAUGUCCCGUUAAAGGCAAAGAUAUUUUGCAAACACAAAAAAUUAGCCGCAACCAAACUAGCCGAUAUGUUCCAGCAAGACAAUAAAGUCAUGCUCAGCAUAUAUCUUACCGGAGAAGCAGGGAUAGGAAAAUCAACUUUUUGCAGGAAAUUGAUUUCACUAUGGUGUACGGUUAGAGAAAAUGAAGGAAAAUUUCCACAUGAUUAUACUCCUGUUUUUGAUUUUAAAAAUCAAUCAUUGACAAAGAACAGCUCUAUUCAGACCGUUGAAGGGUUUGCAGAUUAUAUGGAUGAUUUUUAUUAUGAGAGUUAUAUGUCUGAUGAAAGUGAUACGUCGCAGACAGAAUACAGUGAUGAUAGUUCUAUAUGUAACGAAGAACUAAGCAAAGGUAUAAUGGAUAAUGCAUUAUCAAGUCCUAUAAACAAUCAAGGUCAGCCCAUUUCAGUCGCUAAAAGUUCACAGUUCACAGGUGACGACACAGAUAAUGCAUUAAUCGAAAAGUUUGAUUUCCUUUUCUUCAUAUCUCUUCGCGAUACUAAUCUAGAGGUCUCCAUUGAAGACAUGAUAGUAAAACAGCUUCUUUUUCAAAAUUCAAAACUACACGAAUGUUUUAAAAGCACCAUAGUCAGAAUUCCAGAAAAAUGCCUUUGCAUUCUUGAUGGACUGGACGAAUGGCAACCUCCAAAACCUUUGCCGACACAUCCUACUGUCACAAGAGGUUUACCACUAAGCUCUGUUGGUGGAAAAUAUGUCAAAUUGUUUACGGCUCGGAGAUGGAAAUACGAAAGUCUCAGUCCAUGCAUUGAAGAACAUGAAUCAGAAGUUAGACUGACGGGCAUUGGGAAAAAAUCAUCAAAGGCGCUCAUUGAAAAUAUGUUGGAGUCAAAAGAUCACACAAUUGCAUUUGAAACGGCAGUUAGCUUGAGCGAUACAAAUGAUUUGGCUUAUAUUCCUCUCCUACUCAAAUUACUAAUUUGCUUAUGGCAAGAAAACUCUAAACUUGAAAAAUAUAAAACAGAGUUGUAUUGUUCAAUUAUAAAUAUUAUGCUACAUCUGGCGGAAAAAAGAAAUGAUUUGCCUUUUGUUAUUUCAACUCAACAAUUACCACAAAUGCUGGAAGUAUUUCGCUACAUAAAUGACAAUAGCAACAUUGUUGUCAAGCUUUCAAAAUUUGCAUUUGAUUCAUUGUUUAAAACGCCCCAUGAGUCUACGUUGGUUUUUUCUAUGUUUGAUCUUUCACAGCAAGGUUGGAAUUCAAGAGAAAUUCUUUUAUUUCUGCAAACGGGAAUUCUUUCACAAAAGUCUUUAUCUGGUGAAUCAACUUUUAUGCCGAAAACAUCAUUGUCGUUUAUCCAUAAAAGUUUUCAAGAGUUUUUUGCAGCCGUGCAUAUUGCUACUGCUGACAGUGACAGAAAUGAAAUCAAAAGACUUAUUGCCUAUAGAUGCGGUCAAACGUAUCAAAUUGUUGAGAUGACAAAUGUAUUUUAUUUCUUAGCAGACUUACGCCAAGACUUGUAUCAAGAAAUAUUAAAAGAAAUAGCGUCAAAUUGUCGUGACAGGGGCAUCGCCUUUGGCCACGAAUUAGAUCUCACGUUGAAAUUAAAAGAAGAAGAUAUUUGUCUAACUGAUAUAUUCUUAAGAGGUAACCCAAAAUCCGUUGUGAUAGAAUCAACAAAUUACGGCAUAAAGCGGCUUUGGUUUUCAAGACAAAACCAGAAACUUCAAAUGAUAGAGCUCAGAAGUGUAAGUUUGACACAUAUGGCAUUCAAGACAUUGCUAGAGAGUAUUUCUAUGUCAGGAAAAGGAGUUGAUGUCACUCUUAUAUGCAUAGGUUGGAUAGACGAACACUUUGAAAAAGAAAUGUUCCCACUAUCUGUUCAUGUACGGAACGUUGGAAAAUUGAAAAUCAAAUUCACAAACCUUACCAACGUGGAAUUUAUCCUGCCUCAAAAUAGUUGUACUGUUGAAUUAACUGAGAAUGACAUGACAGACAGUGGUUUGAGCACAAUGAUAAAUUCUGUUUCAAAAACAAAAGGUGUCAUUGAAAUGACCUUCCAUCGUAUAAAGAUCAGAAAAUCUAAACACACGCAUUUUAAUUCUGAUUGUCCUGUUUUGAACAUCACUGUUAAUGCUUGUGAAGUUAAUAAACGCAUCGAAAUAGGGGAAAUAAAAAUUUGUAAAAGUGAUAUUACUCAUACAGGUACAUGUUCUGAUUUGCAGAGUGUACAAUUGAGAGAAUUAACGAUUGAACGUGUUGACCUAUCAAACGUGUCGUUUUCUUCUGAAGAAAUUGACAAUUUUCAUCUGAUAAAUGCAAUAUCAAAAGAGUUAGUUAAGUUUAAAGUUUCAAGUCAAAAUCUACAGCUCCAGGUUUUAGAGCUAGAGUGUGUAUGUUUGAAAAUAACAGCAUUCGCGUCAUUUCUAGAAAAUACUCCUUUGUCGGAUAAUGGUGUUGAUGUGACUCUAGUUAAUGUCAUUUGGAUCGAAGAAGACCUAAACCGAAAGUUUUGUAUUGAUUUAAAAAAUAUAAGGAAAUUAAAAAUUCAAUCUACAAAUUUCAAAGAAAUAAAUUGGAAGCUUUCCAAGAAUAUUCGUACUGUUGAAUUGAUUGAUACUACUCUACCACUCAGAAAUCUGUCUGCAAUGAUCAAAUAUUUUCGAGAUACAGAAGUUGAUGUUGAAUUGAACUUGAAUUAUGCGUGGGAAUCUGUAUGCAAAAUAUCCAAAAUAGUACUGAAUCGUUCUCAGAUAAUCGAUAAUGUGACAUUAGGGACAACCAUUAAAGGCACAGAAAGCGUGUCCCAAAGAAACAACGGUAAAAUUCAAAGUUGUCCGCUAAACGAGUUAUGGAUUAAAAAUACCGAUCUCGUAGCUGUGUUCUUUUGUUCAAGGGAAUUUGACAUUAUUAACUUUGUGGAUGUAACGAUACGAAUUAAGGAAUUAAAGAAAAUCCUAGGGAAGAAAAUAAUUGGGCAUCUUUGUGCGAUCUUAGGAAAAUUCAACCCUUAUGAUAUCGUUACAUUUACAGGUCGCAAUACUGAUGAAGUACUUAUUAGUGAUAGAUUUAAACUUCGAUAUCGAGAAGUUGGUAUUCCUCUUGAGAUAAGUGUUAAAGAUAAUAAGGUGGUAUCAAUGUUGACAAUAUCAAAUCGUUUGACAGAAUUGAAUUGCCUUUCCCAUGUUUUCAGCAAUGUAUUAGAGUUCAUUCUCCAAAUCGAGCAAAUAAAUUUGAAUUUACAUUUUGAAAAUAUAACUUAUUCAUCUACAGACAAUUUUGAAUGUUUAGUAAGACAACUAAGAGCUUUCAAAAUAUUUUCUGUAACGAUGGACAAUGAUGAGGGAGAUAUACAUGUGAACGAUCGUGUGACAUAUUUAUACGACACAUUAAAACCUGAAUAUGUACAAGGUAAAGGAAGACCUGUGUUGAAUAAAAUAAUAUCUUUUUUGAAGAUUUCAUGAGGAUUUCAAAUAAACAAUAUGUUCUCUUAGAGGUUUCUAGCCACACAUAUAUUAAAAGUAGAAAAUGAACGUUCGAGUUUUCAAAACUUGAAUCACUGACUUUGUCAUUGUAUAAUAAAGAAAAUUGAAACUUUGCAUGCACUGUCUUCAUGUUAAAUGAUAUGACUUUUUGAUGGUACUUAAAUUAAAAGUGUAAAUUGAGAUUAAAUUGAAACUGUUUUACAUUUAAUACCUUUUAAUUUGUUUUAACACACCACUUUUGGUUCAUGUUUGAUUUAGGCGGAAUUAAAUCAUUACGGAUUUCAUCUUUAACUAUUUGAAAGGAAAAUACCUAUCGAAAUAUGUUUAAAUAUAUCUUU